This is a messenger RNA of Topomyia yanbarensis, 6550 nucleotides long. RefSeq names its product E3 ubiquitin-protein ligase CBL-B (gene Cbl). The record is from RefSeq and is a predicted model, not a curated record. Gene Ontology annotation, cellular component: plasma membrane; membrane raft. The transcript is spliced from 8 exons. NCBI's taxonomy places the organism in Eukaryota, Metazoa, Arthropoda, Insecta, Diptera, Culicidae. Bases 882 to 4166 code for a protein of 1094 amino acids. Gene Ontology annotation, molecular function: calcium ion binding; phosphotyrosine residue binding; SH3 domain binding. Gene Ontology annotation, biological process: negative regulation of epidermal growth factor-activated receptor activity; cell surface receptor signaling pathway.
UUUUUGUGAUGCUCUCUCUGUUACUACUCGUCGGAAAUCAAAUAAAUCGUGAUUCGUGCUAAUUCAACCGUGCGUCGUUCGCUCGUACUACACACGGUGUGUGACGUAGCCGCGAAGAAUUCCUUUCCUCGACGUUUUCCGGUAUCCGUGGUGAAAGUGCAGUGCCCCAGAAAAUUAAACCCAGCAUCUGCAGUAUACGGCAAGAAGAGAAGGGUUACUGCACAAAUAACAGUUAUCUUGUCGCCGCACUCGUUCUGGCACUCUGGUUACGCGCGACAUUCUCAAUCGUUGAUCGGAGCGAGACGGAAUGAAGGGAAACUUCUGUCAACUGCUGAUGUCCGGUCGUAUUGGUGUUUGUUUGCAUACGGAAUUGAGAUUGGAUUGGUGAACUUUCCUGACACGAGCUCUUGCUUGUGUAGAGAAGUGAAGCAGAAGAAGCAAUUUUGAUGAUGAACGUCAAAUGAGUAGUGGUCAUGAAGUGAAGUGUCAGGUGAAAAGCGAUGAGGUUUUGCUUGUGUUGUGACGGUGUUUGUGUUUGGCUCUCUGUGUAUACUGCCUAGCAAGUGAGAGGCAGAGGUUGUGUCGCGUAUUUUGUUCGCUUUCUUGCCGUGAAAUAUUUAUUUGCGUUAUGAAAUUUGCCGUGAAAAUGCUUUGGGAUUGGCGAUGAAAAGCUUCCAAGUGGUUGGUCAAAGUGAAGGAAGCAGCAGUGAAAAAUCCCCUGGGAACGGGGUGAUUUCGUUUUUUCGUUCGUAAGACGAGGAAGGAAGUGUCUGUAGAGUGUUGUUUUAAUUUCGGGGAGUUUAUUCAGUGCGGCCAGAGCCCUCGAACAUCAGGAGGGUCGUGUAUGUGUAUUGUGGUUGAAAGUUUUGAUAAAUGUCAAGAUGGCGGCUACUAACCGAGCUCGUCCGCAGCCGAGAACUAACAUCUCGUUCUUCUCGAAGAUCCAGGGCAAAAUAUCGGAUGCCUGCGCCCAGCAGAAGUUCCUAACGGACAAAAAGACCCUGGAGAAAACCUGGAAGCUGAUGGACAAAGUCGUCAAACUUUGCCAGCAGUCUAAAAUGAAUUUGAAAAAUUCUCCCCCCUUCAUACUUGACAUCCUGCCGGAUACGUACCAGCGGUUGCAUCUGAUCUACUCCAAGUACGAGGAUCAGAUGCACCUUCUGCACGGCAACGAGCAUUUCAACAUCUUCAUCAACAACCUGAUGCGAAAGUGCAAGCAAGCCAUCAAACUAUUCAAGGAGGGUAAAGAGAAGAUGUUUGACGAGAACUCCCACUACCGGAGAAAUCUCACCAAGCUGAGUCUGGUGUUUUCGCACAUGCUGAGCGAGCUGAAGGCGAUCUUCCCGAACGGGCUGUUCGCCGGGGACCAGUUCCGCAUCACCAAGGCGGAUGCAGCGGACUUCUGGAAGACCCGCUUCGGAAAUAGCACACUGGUACCGUGGAAGUUGUUUCGGCAGGAACUAUCCCUGGUGCAUCCGAUCUCCUCCGGACUGGAAGCGAUGGCGCUCAAAACCACCAUAGACUUAACGUGCAAUGAUUAUAUAUCAAAUUUUGAAUUUGAUGUGUUUACUAGGCUGUUUCAACCGUGGAAUACGUUGCUGAGAAAUUGGCAAAUCCUUGCUGUGACGCAUCCGGGCUACGUCGCCUUCCUAACGUACGACGAAGUCAAGGCACGCUUACAAAAGUAUAUCAAUAAGGCUGGUAGUUAUGUUUUCAGAUUAUCCUGCACACGAUUAGGACAGUGGGCGAUAGGUUACGUAACGGCGGAAGGCGAAAUACUCCAAACGAUUCCCCAAAACAAGUCAUUAUGUCAAGCUUUACUAGAUGGUCAUAGGGAAGGUUUCUAUCUAUUUCCGGACGGGAAGCCCCACAAUCCUGACCUUUCGUUUGCAGUGCAAAGUCCGCUGGAAGAUCAUAUAACGGUGACACAGGAGCAGUACGAACUCUACUGUGAGAUGGGGAGUACGUUCCAGCUGUGUAAAAUCUGUGCCGAAAACGAUAAAGACAUUAGGAUUGAACCUUGCGGGCAUCUACUCUGUACGCCGUGUCUGACGGCGUGGCAGGUGGACUCCGAAGGACAAGGUUGCCCCUUCUGUAGGGCGGAAAUCAAGGGCACCGAGCAGAUCGUGGUGGACGCGUUUGACCCGAGGCGGCAGCAUACGCGAAACUCGGCCCACGGUCGGCAGCAGCUGCAGAUGAACGACGACCACGACGACGACAUCGAGGAUGAUUUCAAUAUCGCCACCUCAUCACUUCAUGCGCUGAGCAAUAGUAUGACACUGGCACGCAAUGAAAAGCAAAGCCCACACUCCUCACCCCGACUGCCCCGACGUCAACCGAACCCAACGGCACCGGUGCUAACCAGUAAUGAUAUUUACGCAGGCGGUCCAUCGCUGCAGUCCCAGUCGAGCAACUGUAGUUACGCAUCAAUCUCCUCCAGUAGUUCAUCAACGACCGCUUCCUCCGCCAGUGGGGGACAGUUGGCAGCACUGGUGACGACCCCGGCAGCUUUGGCUGCAGCCGCAGCUGCCUCUGCGCCACCUAUAGCUGCCACUGUCUCGCACACCGUAAAUGGGAACCUGGCCACGCAUACGAACAUCUCACUGAACAACAAUCACUCCAGUAACAUGUGCACAGCCAGUGGAACGAGCGCCCCUCACAACAACCAGGGGAACAACCUAGUGAAAUGUAAUAAAUCCUCGUCCUCGUCUCUCCUAUCACAGACACAAACCAACGCGCCAGCGGGAGUGAAUGUACACUCUCAGCAGUUGCAACAAAACCGACUCAGUGCUCCAGCAAGUUCGUCGAUAGUGACAUCUAGUGGCGCAAACCCUAGUAGUUACCUCAUGUACAAGGCACUCAAUAAAGCACUUUCUACGGAAACUGCCUCCAGUUCGCUGGAGUCCAUCUAUCAACAUCAGCACCAUCACCCCACAAGGCAAAGUUCUACCACACCACCCCCUUUACCACCGAGAAAAUCUUCUCCUGGUAUGUUAACAUCAACCCCCAAUGGUGACAGCAAUCGGCUCAAGCAGGGCAACACAAGAUGCCAAGCUUCGCAACUCUCGACCGUACGCAGUAACAACAACCAGAACCAAAUUAACUCUGCCUCUAGUCUUUGUAAUCUGUCGAAUCAAGUAACCUCCAGCUUAAACCUAAGUCGCAGUUCGGAAAACCUAUCGGCGUCGACACGCGCGAGCAACGAUAAUCUCGUUCCCACAACGACUCCUCCCCCUGUUCCCAAACAUCAAACUGUAGAAGCCAGUCCUCCUACAGCAAAUGGCAAUUGUCCCUGUAGUGGUUCAACACCGCAUCCUAAACCAACCGAACCGGAACGGUUCAGCGGGGAAGAAUUGGAUAAAAUAAUCGUUGGACCAGCGGAAACGAUCGUCGGUAUCAUAGACACCCGACCACUGGAAGCACGACAACCCAUCAUUCUAAAGGUAGACGAUAAAGCAGACCAAAAUCUAGUCGUGAAUAGUGCCGCCAGCAAUGUCUACCAGUUCAAACCAAACACCAUCAUGAAUGACAUCCUUUCACUGGAAAUCGCUGCAAUGUUUCAACGCGACCAACCCUUUCAACAGCACACACCGAAGCAGCCGCAACCCCAACCACGCCAUCAACACCAGCAACAGCAGUGUCAGUCUCAUUCACCGACAGUUAACCAAGGUUCAAAUCAACAGCACCAGCGCCAUCAAUCACUACCGGCAAACAACGCCGUUAUCAAUGCCAAGGUAACCCCUCACCCACCAUCGAAGUCGAUCACGACUUCGCAACUAUCAGCCGCAAUGGCGGCCAUCGGAAAAGCCACCCCUUCGGUCGACGGAAAAAGCCUUCUGUACGAAAAUAUCAACCUCAGCCUGAAGGGAUGCAACGGAGGUGUCGUAGUAGGCGGUAGCAGCAGUAACAACAAUCACCUAAAUAGUAGUGCGGUGGCUGCUGCGAUGGCUGCCGCGGCUGCUGCCGCCGGUAACAGUGGUAGUAGUAACAACAACAACACAAACGUGCCAUACGAGAACAUCAACCUGGAGUACAUUGCCCGGCUCAUGCAGGAAGGUUACUCGAAGGAGAACGUCAUUACGGCACUCGGCAUCUCCCGGAACAAUAUCGAGAUGGCGUGCGACAUACUGCAUGAGUUUGUCAGCAAAAGCGGCGGGGGAGGUUGAGGAGGAGGAGGAGGAGGGGGUGUACAGUGCCGACGACGGGACCCGACGACGCACGGAGACUAGGUGAAACCAAAAAAUAUGGAACCAUAGACUGCUAAGUAGGAAGUUGCGAGAUAAAUGGAUGAGUUUUAUUCUAAUUACUAAUAAACAAAACAUUAAUAGUUGUGAGGUUAGGUUCAAAAUGGCGGCGAGUAUCGUUGCGCACGAGUAGUAGAAGAUAUGAAGAAAAACAAUCAUUAUAGCAAUAAACGAGCAACUUUUUCGAUGUUUUCAUUGUACAUAGUGAAGGAAGUAAUACAUCUUGAAGUGAAACUUUAUUUUAGUUCCUUAGUAGAAGGUAAUUGAAUUUAUCGCUGUAUAGGAUUUAGGAUGAACAAAUAUAACUCAAAUGCGAUGCAGGUUUUUUUCUUCUGUUUGUUUUGAUGAUUUAACCAUUCGGUUCGAUUUUAUUUUCCGUUGAGGUGUUCCUAAUCGUUAUGCAGUAUCGUUUCGUUUCUUUAUCCUUCAGCGUGGGCAGUUACCCAGCAUUACUGAAGUUACGCAUUACUGAAGAAAGAGGAAUAGCACAGCAUCAGUAGGCGAAAUGGUCGUCGAUACAAUCAAAGGUAAUUUUUUAUUCUGUUGUUGUAAUUUGGCAUAUCAAUAACGAAUCAUAAUGAAACCCAGAAAAGUGAUUUUUAAGCUGACAUAAUUAUAUGGAUGCAGUUCCAGCAGUACUGUACCAAAUGGGGUAUGUCUGCGUUAGCAACAGCAAGUUUGUGAAACGACUGACAGCUCAUCGAUCAGCGGACCGACUGUCAAAAGUAAAUUAGACUUCUAGAAAGAUCGGGGAACACGUGCGAAAUUAAUAAUUUUAAAUAUUGGCUAAUUUCCUGAAGCCUUCAUUGCUUUAUCCAAUUUGAUGUGGUUGCAGAAAAUGUAUGCCCUUUGGAUUGCCCCUAAGUAUAUACGUUAUUCUACUGCGUGAAUAUUGAACUAACCGUAGCCUGAAUUGUGAUGAAGAUUAACGUAAGUUGAUAACAUUAUAAUAUAAUAUAUUAUGUAUUAUGUUUGAAUUAUUGUUUAAAAUGCCAUAAAACUUUUACAGUUUUGAACUUCUUCAACACCAGCGAUCACUGCAAAAAAACUUAUUUCAUUCAAAGAUUACUGUCAUCUACAUCUUCUACGGCAGCUUUUAACUGGCUUACAAAAGCGGAAAACAUUAUUCGUCUACGAGACUACCUUCAAGGAGAAGCCAGAAAAAGAGUCACUACGAAAUUUAUGUUUCCCGAAUGCGUAUCGUUAAUUAUGGAAAACCUGAAGCGUUUCUACGGAUGAUUUCAAAUUAUGGAGCAGCGUCUCCUGGAAAAGAGUAGCAGGUCUGAUGCACCGGAUCCAGGGGACCAGGAAGCGCUGAGAGUCUGGUACAGCCGUAUCCCAGUUAAGCGACCAUUUAGUAGCGGCCAAGCUCCUCAGUAGACCCAGGUUUUUUUACGCGGGGGAUAAGUACCGCGUAAAAAACCACGUAAAAAAACCGCGUUAAUUCGAAAAUCAGCGUAAAACCCAGCAACAGACUUAGAAUAUUUUUGGAAGUGUUUUUGCACGGAUUUCGCAAUUAACACGGUUUUUGCAAAAAUAUUCUAAGUUUUUUUGAAUACAAAGAACUUAGAAGAAUUUUUAACAGUUUUUAUUUUGCGCGGCUUUCUCAAAAAUAAGUCCUUUUGAAUGCAAAAGACUUAAGAUUUUUGGAAAGAUGGAAGAGACGGGUCUGGACUCCUUAUGGCCCGCACCUCAACAAUAUCGGUAUUUUCGGAAUAGUCUUGACGAGUAGGUGCUAGAAAUUGAUUUAUGACGCCAUUUUGAAAUCCAAGAUGGCGACUUCCGGUUUAGCGAAACGUGCACGUUUCGAGAAUCGCGUUUCGAGGCGAUACUAGAGCAGAGCUGCCGUUUAUACAGAUUUAUCUGUAUUAUACAGAAUUUUAAGCGUAGAUACAGACCUGAUCUAGGGGCCGAUCACUCUAGGAAUGAAUAACAAAUUUGCAUCAACUUUGCACUCCCUCGCAGAAAAGAUUACUUAACAAUCGUCCUACGCUGAUCCACUUUGUUCGAUGUUUUGUUGAAUGUAGGGCUGUUUUUUGUAGGGUUUUGACGUCUUACAUGCAACGCAAAAUACAUUGCACGAAACGCAAAAUGCAUUACCAAUUUCUAUUUUGAUGGAAAGAAAUGCAUUUCAUUUCGCUGAUUUUUAAAAAUGCAUCGCAAGUGAUCUGCCCCUAGGACCUGAUACAGAAUACAGUUUUUAUUCAGAUUUUCAAUACACAAUACAGAUUCAUACAGGGUUUUUUUUUAAAUUUCAGUUGACAUUAUUGGUGAACUCUUCCUGCAGCCGUUUUUAUUAAGAAUAG